This is a messenger RNA of Podarcis raffonei (Aeolian wall lizard), 2659 nucleotides long. RefSeq names its product angiopoietin like 2 (gene ANGPTL2). The coding region runs from base 622 to 2085 and encodes 487 amino acids. The record is from RefSeq and is a predicted model, not a curated record. The transcript has 5 exons. Lineage: Eukaryota; Metazoa; Chordata; Lepidosauria; Squamata; Lacertidae.
AGGGGAGGCCCUGAAUGUGUCUCUUGCUGGUGGAUCCCUUGCCCUUGUGGGAGGGGGAAGCGGAGCUUAUCCAACCAGAACUUGUCUGCUUACCGCAUGCUUGAUUAUCUCCCCCCCCCCUCCUCCAGCAUGUAAAUCCACCACAAAGAAGCUGAAGUUCAAAUAGGGCUGUUUUAGCUUCGCUUGAAAUGAUGGAUUGAAAGCUUCAAAACUGAAAUGCAAAGAGGCAGAGCUCCUGAAAAGCAAGUCGGUGCUGCAGCCUAUUGUCCCUGAGUGUCCAUAGCAUGGGGACCGACGGCUUUGAUUCAGCAAGCAAGUUAAAGGAACAAGAAUUUAAACAAUAAGGAAGUAACAGGACUGCAAUAGCCUUCUUAUGUUAUCCGUCCAGGCACAGUACCAAAUGCAUGAAGCUUUUCAUGCAACAGAAACUAGAUAACCCUCAUCGCGAAUGAAUGCAUUUAUUUUGCUGCAAUCAGUGAUGUCACUAUUUCUCUGGAUGAUCUAGUCAGUGAAUCUUUUAUUGUUAUCUUUAAAGCAAGUCUCAAGAUUGAAGAGAGAAACCAGAAGGAAACAGGAUCACAAAGCGCUUUUCAUACAAGCCAAUUCAAAAAUAAAGGGACCAUGAAGGCAGCAGUUUGCUUAUUGCUAAUGGCUAUUGUGGGAGUGCGUGCUAGCAAGACCCAAGAUUUCGAAGGCAGCGAUGAGGGAGAGGAGCAAGAAUUCAUUUACACAAACAGGUAUAAGCGCUCCAGCGACACACAAGACAAGUGCACUUAUACCUUCAUUGUACCUCAGCAGAAAGUGACGGGUGCGAUUUGUGUUAAUUCAAAGGAACCCGAAGUACUUGAAAACAGGGUAAAUAAGCAAGAACUAGAGCUACUGAACAAUGAGCUGUUAAAGCAAAAGAGGCAAAUAGAAACCCUCCAGCAGCUGGUGGAGGUAGAUGGAGGAAUUGUUAAUGAGGUGAAGCUUUUACGAAAAGAGAGCCGCAACAUGAACUCGCGGGUCACCCAGUUGUACAUGCAGCUGCUGCAUGAGAUCAUCCGAAAACGGGACAAUGCUUUAGAACUUUCCCAACUGGAAAAUAAGAUACUGAAUCAGACUGCUGACAUGUUGCAGCUUGCAAAUAAAUACAAAGACCUGGAGCACAAGUACCAACAUUUGGUAUCCAUUGCUAAUAACCAGUCUAUAAUAAUUGCACAGCUAGAAGAGUACUGCCAAAGAACACCCUCCAUUAAACCAAUCCCACAACCUCCACAGCCACCAAAUCGAGUCUACCAGCCUCCCACUUACAAUCGUAUCAUUAACCAAAUAUCCACCAAUGAGAUCCAGAGUGACCAGAAUUUAAAGAUUCUACCACCGACUCUCCCAACCAUGUCUUCAGUUACCAGUAUCCCAACUUCCACUGACAAACCAUCAGGUCCUUGGAGAGACUGCCUGCAAGCUUUAGAAGAUGGUCAUGACACCAGUUCCAUAUAUCUUGUGAAACCUGAAAAUACAAACCGAUUGAUGCAGGUCUGGUGUGAUCAACGGCAAGAUCCUGGUGGCUGGACAGUCAUUCAGAGACGUUUGGAUGGAUCUGUCAACUUUUUCAGGAACUGGGAGACUUACAAGCAAGGAUUCGGUAAUAUCGAUGGAGAGUACUGGUUGGGCUUAGAAAAUAUUUAUUGGCUGACAAAUCAAGGCAACUACAAAUUGUUAAUAACCAUGGAAGAUUGGUCAGGCCGGAAAGUGUUUGCUGAAUAUGCCAGUUUCCGACUUGAGCCAGAAAGUGAAUACUACAAGUUGCGACUGGGCCGAUACAACGGCAAUGCUGGAGACUCUUUCACAUGGCACAAUGGGAAGCAAUUCACUACACUGGACAGAGACCAUGAUGUAUACACAGGUAACUGUGCUCAUUACCAGAAAGGGGGAUGGUGGUACAAUGCAUGUGCACACUCGAAUCUCAAUGGUGUUUGGUACAGAGGAGGACACUACCGAAGUCGCUACCAAGAUGGUGUCUAUUGGGCUGAGUUCCGUGGAGGCUCAUACUCACUGAAGAAGGUUAUCAUGAUGAUCAGACCUAAUCCCAACACAUUCCACUGAAAGGAACUUCUCAAGCCUUUUAUAUAACAGUUUUGUGUGCUAUCCAGAACGCAUCUUUGCACCAGCAAAGAAUGUAAUAUAUUGUACAUGGACUGCUAUUAAUCAGAGGACUUGUAUAUUGUAUUUUCCAAGAAUCGUUCCAGAACCAAAAUAACAAGAUUUUAAGAAUGUCACCACAAAAUGAUUUUUUCCUUUUUUCUUAAGAGGUUUUUUUUAAGAGUUAUCAGGUAAAACGGACUGUAGAUAAGCUGAGAUGCUAAAAAUACUGCCACAUCAUCUGAAUAUUUUUGUAUGUUUUAUAUAUUCUCAAAUACUGGACAUAUUAAAAACUGUACAGCAAGACUUUUAAAAAUAAUAAAUUCAUUUGACACAGGAAAUAAUAUCCUUUGAAACUAUGUAGCCAGUACAGGUAUAUUAGAUUGUUCCUAAUUUAAACUUCUUUAGAUAUUGAGAGAGCGUAGUGUCUGCUUUGAAGCGUCCACACUGUGCCCAGCACAAAUAGAAUCCCCUAUUCUUCUUGGGUCUCAAAGCACUCUUAGAACUUAACAAUGAAUCAUUUUGUACAGGACAAACA